Tetrahymena thermophila SB210 is the source of this 5835-nucleotide messenger RNA. RefSeq names its product nucleotidyltransferase domain protein. Gene Ontology annotation, cellular component: nucleolus; TRAMP complex. The record is from RefSeq and is a predicted model, not a curated record. Gene Ontology annotation, molecular function: mRNA binding; poly(A) RNA polymerase activity. Gene Ontology annotation, biological process: RNA 3'-end processing. The transcript is spliced from 12 exons. NCBI's taxonomy places the organism in Eukaryota, Ciliophora, Oligohymenophorea, Hymenostomatida, Tetrahymenidae.
AUGUAUUAUCCUGACUAUCCCUACUAUUAGAAUUACUACUAGCUCUAUAGUUAUUUGCCUAAAUAUGGCUAUAACACUGCAUUCUCGCAUUAGGCUGCUUCAUCGCCUUAAUGUCAAGUCGGUCUUGGAAAAUAACAAUAGCGCAAGUAGAAAGAAACUGCUGCACUGCAAGGCGGUAGCAGCAGUCAGGGUUAGCUUUAAAGCUCGUCAGGAUCUUCAAGCGUUUACUCAUAAAAUUAAUUGGGAUUAGAUAGAUAAGAAAAUAAAGAAUCAGAUUAGUAAAAGCAAUUGAUAGUACAGUGGUUAAAGUCCAUGAACAUAGACUAAAGAUUUGAAGUAUUUAUGAUCAAAGAUAAAUGGUUUGCUCAAACAAUUACAAAAAUGUAUUGGAAGUAAAAGACAGGAGAAUUUUCAGCUUUUGCACUGUAUUCUGAGGAAGAAAAAAAAGACAGUAGAAAUACCAACAAAAUAGUAGAACUAGAUUCUUAAUUUUAUUGCAGAAAAUGUAUUGACCAUGAUUCAGGUUCUAAUGCACCAAGAAGAGAAGCCGAAUAGGAAAUUGUCAAGGUGCUAAGAAUUAUUGACGAUAAAGAAAUAUACGACUCUCUCGUUUUUGAUAAGGGAUUUUUGGAUAAUAUUGACCAUUUGAUAGAUGUAUUCGAUAUAGUUUCAGACAAUAAUAUUUUUUAGACUAACCCCAACCAAUACAGCUGGUUUCAUCAAAAUACAUUUUAGACUAUUGCUUGCUGGAUUGUCAGUUAAUUUGAGAGGAUGGUUCAAUUCAAAUUCUAUGAAGAUAAACAGAGAUAUCAUUAGAAAUUAGGAAGAUAGCCUUAGGGUUUGAUCAGCUCUUCUUAUUCUAACAACGCAAACAAUCAAAGCAAUAACUAAAGCAAAGAAAGCAACAGAUCAGAUGAUAAAUUUAAUGAUAUUAAUGCAGUAAAAUUAAAUGGUAGAAAUUCUUCUACUGCUGAAUCUUCUGGUUCAGAUGCAGUAACUAACGGAAAUUGUUCUUUAUCUAAACAAGACUCAAACUCAUACUCUUAAAACACAAAUAAUAGCAGCAAUAAUAACAAUAAUAAUAGUAAUCAUACUAACAUGACAAAUUAGGGAUACAACUCUUUCUCUUUAGAUAGUCAUUCAAGCCAAGAAAAUUUGAGCCAUUAUUUAAGCCUUCUUUAAUAUUGGCGCAGUAUGAAUUCAUCAAAAAAAAGAAAGAUUUUAAAUAAGGGAUCAGAAAUACAUAAAACGCUCAUUAGUUAAAGCCAAAUUGAAGGAUUAGAUAAAAACGAUAAGCAAUUAGAGUGGUACAAAAAAACAAAGGACUAAUUUUAUCAAAAACAAAAACUCCCAAAUGAUGAAGAAAUUCAAUAAAACUUGUUGUAAUUUCUUGAUGACCAAAAGGCUGAAAAGUUCAUUGAUUAGUUGUGUUUCACUAGCUUAGACGACACUACUAAUGUAAUUACUAUAAUUUUAAAGAAAUUGCAUGAAAAACUGAACGAUAUGUACUCUGAUCAAAUUGCUUAGUAUUUGAUCCAUAAUGAUGAGUUAGAAAAAAGUGUGAAAAAGAAAAAAAAUAAUACUUAAAAUUAAGGCAGUUAAAAUGGCGCAAAGAAAAAGAAAAAAAGCGUUAAAGCUAAAUCUAAAGGUAAUUCUGGUGGAAAUAAUGGGACUAAUUCUAGCAGUUAGCCUCCUAUUAAAGAAACCACUUUUGCAGAAGAAGUAAGUUUGAUGCAUUAGCAAGAAAUCCUUCAAGAUUAACAAGAUAAAUUAAUUUAAUAAUAAUAGUAGUAGUAAUAAUUGUAAUAAACUUAAAAUGAAUAAUAGUAGAAAUAGGUAAAAUAAACUGAAAAAAUUGAUAGCAAAAAUUAAGCUGAAAGCUAAAAGCAAGAUAAUUAAAAUGAAAAUGAAGAAAAAUCUUCUUCAUUGGAGAAUUCCAAAAAAUGCGAUAGCUAGCAAGGUAGUACUAAAUUAGGAUAAUAGCAAAUUAGCAAAAAAAAAGUAGCUGUUUCAAGCAUGCCUUUAGUCUUGAAGAUGCAACAAUAAUAAAAGAAAAAUGAGUACUUAGAAGUUUGCUGCUAAUAAAAUAAAUGCGAAAUGAUAGACAUGACUAAAUAGAUAGCUUAGAGACUUAUUUCUAGCUGCAUUUAAAUUGUUGAUACAUUUUCAUAAAGAAGCGAAAAUAUGGAUUCAAAUUAAGAACUUCUGCUCUUAAAUAAGGAAUAUGAAACAGAUAAUUAGUCAUCAGGAAAUACUAACAACACCAAUUUAAUUGUAAAUGCAAGCAUAAAUGGUAAUGCAGGCUCAACUGCAGGUUCUAAAAAGAAAAAGAAAUCUAAGAACUAAAAUAUAUCUUAAUAGAACAAUAAUACUACUAGCAUAACUUCAAGCUAGAACUUAAAACAAAAAUCAUCUAAGAGCAAAUAAGAUAUUUUGGCAGAAAAAGAUGAAGGCAAGAUUUACUAAGAAAAUGAAGAUAAAUAGUUAAAGAAUAAUGCUGAUGGAGAAGAUACAGAAGAACUUCCUCACCAGAAUUACUCUGACUCAGAUUAAGAUGGAGCCAAAAAGGGAAGUGAAAUCCAUUCUGAUAACACAACUAUUGACUGCCAAUAUAGAAUGUGCAGUGCAAUAACUAUUUCCUCAAGCUCCAAGAGAAAACAAAGUGAUUCUCAUCAAAGCAAUUCUUCAUCUCGACACACAACUAAAAAUAUAAAUCAUUUCUCAGACGAAGAUGACUUCAAGCACUUUAACGAUUAAAUUAACUAAGUUAACAAUAAGAAAACCAACUCAUAAAACAACAGCAAUGCCAAAUAAUAAAGCAAACAGAACUAAAAUGAUAAAAAGAAUCAAAAUAUGUAAUAAAGUAAUUAAUAAAAUAAAAAUCUUAGGCAAGGCAAUCAUAAAUUGUAAGACAGAAAGUAACAGUAAAACUAACAAGAUUCUGUACUGGAAAAAGAUGCUUAUUCUCUCACUAUUAACCAAAAUAACAAUGUUAUAUGCAAUAGUAGCAUGGAAAGAGAAAGCAUAGUAAGCAGUAGGAGUAGCUCUUAAAUUUAAGUUUCUAGUUAAAUGUCUCUUAAUCAUUAGAACUCAAUGAAUCAUAACAACAAUAGUUAAUAUACUACAACCGCUCAAGAUGAUUCUGACUUCAUUCAAGUAAGUAGCAGAAAGAAAAAUAAUAAAAAUCAGCAAUAAGGAUAAAUUAAUAAUAGCAGUAAUAAUAACAACAAUAGAAAAAAUUAGAAUAACUCUAGUGUAUCAAAUUCAAACAACAGCAAUAUUAAUAAUAAUUACAAUAGUGUAUCUAAUUCUAACAGAUAAAAUGGAAGAAAAAAUAAUAACAACAAUACUAGCAAUAAUAAUAAUAAUACAAAUAGCAAUAAUAAAAACCAAAAUAGAAGAAAUAAUAGAAAUGAUAAGCAAAUUCAAGGGGAUGGUAGAUAAAAUAAUCAUUAGCUUAGAAACAACAGAAGCAAUGACGAUUAAUAAGUCUAGUUAACAAAAGAAAACAGCAUAGUUUCUGAAUAAAGCCAGCAAUAAAUAAAUGAAGAAGAAUUAAGUAACUCGACUAGCACCCAAAGUAGAUUUACUUAGAAGUCAAAUAACUAAUAAAAAGAGGAAGCUAUUGUUUCUUCUGACCUUACAACAAAUAACACUAAUAAAUAAACUAAUUAGCACUCCAAACAUAUAUAACAACAUAAAAAACCAUUAAAAAUAUUAUAAAAGUAAAUUGCAAUAAAUACAAUAGAUAUUCUCACAUCAAAAGAAGAAGAAAGUCCAGAACUCAAAUAUAUUCAGCUUUAAUAGCAGCAAAAUUCAUCAUAAAUAUCACCAAGCUUAAACUUGCAAUCUCAAACAAGCAAGGAUAUCUCUUAAUCAAUUAAAUAAACUGAAUUUGACAGCCAAUAAUAAGAAAAUUAAUAAUCUAUAUAAUAAUCUAAUAUAAAUACUAAAAUUACUUCUACUCUAGUCUCUAAUUCUGCCAUAACUAAUGCAAACAAUUCUUAUAAUAAUGCAAACUCUCAAGAAAACUCAAUUCAAAAUUCUAACUUUUGUUAGUAAUAAUCAAGCAAACAUCCCAAAUUAACUCCUAUUAAAAAGUAAAAGCUUCAAUAAAAAUCUCCUCUAACUUUGAAUUCUGAUAAAUUCUAAGUGAGGGAAGAAUAUGUUUAAAAGAGCUAGUUAAUUUAACAAUAAUAACAACAACAAUAAUAAAAAUAAUAAAAUAGUCAAACAUAGUAACAACCUAAAGAAAGUAAUUAACCAGAUUCCACUAAUUAAAUGUCUCCAACAUAAACACAAACUUCACCUACAAUUAGUUAAAAUCAAGCCUAAGCUUAAGGACAAAAUAGCAGCACCUUAUAAAACCAAGCUUCUUAACCUACUUUAAAAAAGAAAUAAAUGAGCAAUAGAAAAAAAAGUAGCUAAAAUAAUAACGGAUAAAGCAAUACACAAGAGAGUUAUGUCGUAGCUAAUCCCUAAUAAAGAAAAAAUAAAAACGGAGCAUUUUAAAAUCAGUGGAAAGACUCCAACGACCCUAACAAUCCUCCUGUUGUCCAUCAAACUCUUAAUAAUAAAGCCAAAGCUAAAAUCGCCAAGAGACUUUUCAGAAGAAAAAUUAACAACGAUAUUCUAAGCUUUACUGAAAUGAUAAAUUUAGAGUCUUAUAGACAUUAGCCAAGUAGAUUUUUAAUUUUCUACAGAAUAUAGCAUUUGCUAAAGAAGUAGUUUGAAAAAGUUGAAAGCUAAGUUGAUUUAAGAAUAUUUGGUUCUUGUGCAACUGGUUUAUCUCUUCCUACUAGUGACAUAGAUCUUGGAAUUACUGGUUUUGAAUGCCACCCUAGAAGUGAUUUGAUAUACAUUCUUAACUAAUUAGCUAAUAUACUUGAAUAAUUUAAAUGGGUAAAAUCUAUCGAAAGAAUCUUCACAGCCAGCAUUCCAAUUAUUAAGAUGGAAGUAGAUCCUUUUGUUGACUUCAAAGAGUGCAUAAACUAAGAUGAAUUAUUAUUGUUUUUCGAUCCAAUAGAAAUUUAAAAUUUAAAUCUUUUGGUCACUGAAGAAAACUAAAGUUUAAAGGGCAUUAACUUAAAGGUAGAUAUUACUGUUGAAUGCUAAAUGCAAAGUCCUAACACUGAAAUCCUCAAUCACAUGGGCUUCCUUUCCACAGAUUUUGUAGUUAGAUGGAUGAGUUAUUAUGUUCGCCUACAACCAAUGACUAUAGUAAUGAAAUGUUUCCUUCACGCAAGAAACUUAAAUACAAACUUUAAAGGUGGUAUUAGCUCGUACUGUCUCUUGAUUAUGAUUAUUGCAUUCUUCAGAGAUAAUUAGAAUAUUUCUUAAAGCGAUGACUAUUCUAAAAUUUUAACUAAUUUCCUUAAAUACUAUGGAACUACUUUUAAUCCUGAAACUACAGGCAUUUCUCUUGUGAAUGGAAAUCCAUUCUUCCCUUGCGUUAGAAAUCCAUCUUAAUCUAAGCUAUAAGUAGUAGAUCCACUCACAAGCAAGAUAAUGACUUAAAACACUUACUUAAUUGAUGAAAUUUUAAAGGAAUUCUAAAUUUUCUUUAACAAAUUAAAUGAUUUUAGUAAAAAAGUUGAAAAAUAAUUAGACAAAAUGACCUACGAAUAAAUUGAGAGAUUAGAUCAUAUGGAUUGUGAUUAGUAAAAAGAUGAAUUAAACAGAAUUUUCGAAAAAAAUACCAUUCAAAGCAUAAUCUAUGAAAUAGACAACAACAAAACAGAACUUUAUGAAAAAAUAUUCAAACAAGAAUAACAAGAACAUAAUAAAAAUAUUUAAUGCAUGACAAUUUGUGAUAAAAAAAAGUCUAAUGUUUGA